Choloepus didactylus (southern two-toed sloth) is the source of this 4066-nucleotide messenger RNA. RefSeq names its product cytohesin-3-like. Gene Ontology annotation, biological process: regulation of ARF protein signal transduction. Gene Ontology annotation, molecular function: guanyl-nucleotide exchange factor activity. Lineage: Eukaryota; Metazoa; Chordata; Mammalia; Pilosa; Megalonychidae. The transcript is spliced from 2 exons. The record is from RefSeq and is a predicted model, not a curated record. The coding region runs from base 24 to 1223 and encodes 399 amino acids.
CCGCCGGCCCCGGGACCCUCGAGAUGGACGAGGACGGCAGCGGCGAGGGCGGCGGCGUGCCUGAAGACCUCUCUUUAGAAGAGAGAGAAGAACUUCUAGACAUUCGUCGAAGAAAAAAGGAACUUAUUGAUGACAUCGAGAGGCUGAAGUACGAAAUUGCAGAAGUGAUGACAGAGAUUGACAAUCUGACGUCUGUAGAGGAGAGCAAAACUACCCAGAGGAACAAGCAGAUAGCUAUGGGAAGAAAGAAAUUCAACAUGGAUCCCAAAAAGGGAAUUCAGUUUCUAAUAGAAAAUGACCUGCUGCAGAGUUCCCCUGAAGACGUAGCCCAGUUCCUUUAUAAAGGAGAAGGCCUCAAUAAGACCGUGAUCGGGGACUACCUGGGAGAGAGGGACGAGUUUAACAUUAAAGUUCUCCAGGCUUUCGUGGAGCUCCACGAGUUUGCAGAUCUCAACCUGGUACAAGCCUUGAGGCAGUUCCUGUGGAGCUUCCGCCUUCCGGGGGAGGCGCAGAAGAUCGACCGCAUGAUGGAGGCCUUUGCGGCUCGCUACUGCCUGUGCAACCCUGGGGUCUUCCAGUCCACAGACACGUGCUACGUGCUGUCCUUCGCCAUCAUCAUGCUGAACACCAGCCUGCACAACCACAACGUGCGCGACAAGCCCACGGCCGAGCGCUUCGUCUCCAUGAACCGUGGCAUCAACGAGGGCGGUGACCUGCCCGAGGAGCUCCUGCGGAACUUAUAUGAAAGUAUUAAAAACGAGCCGUUUAAAAUCCCAGAGGACGACGGCAAUGACCUCACGCACACCUUCUUCAACCCCGACCGCGAGGGCUGGCUCCUGAAGCUCGGGGGGCGCGUGAAGACCUGGAAGCGCCGCUGGUUCAUCCUGACCGAUAACUGCCUCUAUUACUUUGAAUACACAACAGACAAGGAGCCCAGGGGCAUCAUCCCGCUGGAGAACCUCAGCAUAAGGGAGGUGGAAGACCCUCGGAAGCCCAACUGCUUUGAGCUGUACAACCCGAGCCACAAAGGGCAGGUGAUCAAGGCCUGUAAGACGGAGGCCGACGGGCGCGUGGUGGAGGGGAACCACGUGGUGUACCGCAUCUCGGCCCCCACGCCGGAGGAGAAGGAGGAGUGGAUCAAGUGCAUCAGAGCCAGCAUCAGCAGGGACCCUUUCUACGACAUGCUGGCGACGAGGAAAAGGAGGGUUGCCAAUAAGAAAUAGAGCUCCCCUGGCCCAGACAGGCCGCGUCUUCCGGCAGCUGCCAGGAGCAGGUUCUCUGCGGGACGCUGCCCAGUGCACAGGGACGGCUGCCGUGGGGACAAGUUCCAAGAACCAGACUGCGCGCUUGGGCGCUUUGCGUGGGCCGCGUCAGGGACCGUCCGGCAUGUUCCCGCCCUGCCCCAGCAGGCAACGUCCAAGUGUACCCGCUUGUACCCGCAGCAGCUGCUGGUUCCGCUGCCCACGCAGCCGUGCAGCCCACCCCAGGAUCGCUCCCUGUCCGUGGAACCUCGCCCGUCAGACACACGUGCGGUCAGUAGCAGUAGUGAUGGUCACUGUUCUAGAAGCCGCUGUUUUAUAUCAAAACAGGAUAGGAAGAGCUACCACUUUUUUAUUCAGAAUUUUUUUCUCAGAUAUAUAGGAUUAUAGCUUUUAUAUGCCUUUUUAUAUUCUGAAAUUAUAAUGAAAGAUACUUUCUAACAGUAGUAUUUUUAGAAUGGCAGCUAUAAGUUUAACUCCUGGACACAAGUGUAUACUGUGCACUGAAAAAAAAAUAUGCAGCACCCAAAGGGAAGGGUUUGGGGGCACGUGCAGUUGGGCGGGGCUGCUGGGGACCUGCUGGCCAGUGAGCUCUGCCGCGUGGAGACUUUUUUGCCCCACUAAUAGGUUCUAAAAAGCAAAUCACUCAAUAUAAAUGAUGUUUUUUGGAUGGUUAUACUCAACUGCUGAAUUUAGGAAAGGGAGCUUUUCCCCUGGCGAUAGCUCGUCUGCACGGUGGACCCUGUGAAACUGCUCGUCCCCACUGUCUCUGACACACCCGGACGGCACUUUCGUGGGGUUCACCCCAGGACGUGGGGCUGAGUGGCGUCCGACCACAUUCUUCACUAUUUAAAGUGUUUUGGCAAAAUGCUUUAUUUUACCAGCCUUGUAACAAUCUGACCAAAUUUCUUAAUGUAAUGAAUAGAGAGUUUUUGGAGAUUUAAUCUCCCAUUUUGAGGGGACAAGCAAGCUAUGGCAUGAAAGUGUAAUUUAAGGUACAAAUACCUUUAGACCAAACCAGUGUGGCCCUAGGAUUUCUGGGACAGGUUAAACCCGAGAGCCGCUGACCAGGAGGCUGGCAGGGGGCUGAGGCUCGUGCUCGCGGCUGGGCCAGGUGCUUUGUGCCCGGGGCGGGACGGCCAUGGGUGUUCAGGAAGGGGCAGUGACAGAAGCUACUUUCUUCCCCUCCUCCCCGAGAGCAUCUUUCCAGUCCGGGACAUGCACGUCUGACCCGCAGGCCCGCUCGCCUGGGGGCUGUUCCGUGAUGGAGGGCCCGGCCAAGGGGGCUCUUCCCCCAGCCCCCAACUUCCUGCCCCCGCCCCACCUGCGUAGACACAUCUGGAAUUUGCACCUUUAGAUGCUACUGACUACUCCUUUACAAAAGGAAAGUCAAAUUAAACCUGAGAUCGUACGCACUUUCGUCUAGUUCUAAGUAGCAGAAGCAGCCAUUCCUGAUGAUCCGUGUGCUGCCUCGAGCCGAGACAGAACAGCGCUGGCCCUUUGCCUGUGUCGCUGACCUCCGUGUGGCUUUAAGUCACACUGGACUGCAAAGGGGUCUAAGCCCGUAACUUUCCGUCAUGCAUCAAACUGACUUUUUUGGUUCAUUCCCAAGCUUUUAGGCUUUGUCACUGUACUGAUACCUCAAAUUCCAAACUUUGGUUUUUGAGGAAGGCACCAGUUGGCACCCUGAGCCCGCCUGGCACCCAGGCAGCCCCGGCCUCCCGUCUGCACGGGCACGGGGCUCGCUCGGCCCCACCUGCAGCCCCUGGGCCGCUUCCAGUGUCUCACACUCGGAAGAACUGUUUCUCUCUCUCCUGACUGUGACCCCAGCUAUGACCGUGGAGAGACAGGGCUCCUGUCUUUUGGGUUUGGCCUCAGAGUUGUGUUGGGGGAAGUGAGCAUGAAGGAAACACCUAAUAAGAUGUUUCUCUGCUCCGGGCACCUGUGGGAGAGCUUCGCCCGCGGCUGUCUCCCUGGGGCCGCUGCAGACCCGGUGCUUAGAAUUCACGAGCUGCCACCUUCCAAUUCCAGGUCCUGCCGGGACACUAUUAACACAUGGGGCCUACACUGCGGGUCGGGCCAGGCUGGCUCGGCCACGUGGGGGGCACAGCAGGGGCCCUGGCACCUCUCCACGUGGCAUUCAUCCUGCUCACGUUCCCCACCCCCCUCCCCAAUGUCUACGCUCAGUGCUUGAAUUAUUAGUUCAACUGUGGCCAAAGACAAAACUUCCUCCAGAGACAGAGGGGAGCAGGCAGCAAAGGGAGUUUAGGGUACAGAGCAUGGUGGCCACGGCCUUGCCCACCUCCCUGCAGGGCCCUGCUGGCAUCCCCGAGGGCUCGCUGGACUGAUGCUGGACCCAGACAAGCAAUGUAGUGUCUUCAGGGUCCCCUGUGUCCAACCAGUUUAACGUGGUACCGAGCUCAGAAUAGGAGCUGUUUGUAGAUGCAGCAUUUAAUGCCUCAUAUAAAGCAAUGCCUAUUUUUCAAGUUACAGAUGCAUUUAUCUACAUAGACGUGCUUGCUGAGAAGUUAGGUCUAUGGUAGACCAGAAACCACAACUUGUGAUUUCUCAUUUUCUUAUUUUCUUAGAAAAUUUCUAUUACAAUAAAUGUAGUUAUUAUGUAAAUAAUGUACAUAUCUUGAUUUCUGGAAUGUUUAUGCAAUGUAUAUACUCCCACAAAUUGCAUGAAGAAAUAUUAUCAAUAUUUUGUUGUAAAGCAACUAGUACAAUUGAAGGGUGUACGCGGCUGUAAAAGCUCUCUUGCAGAUACCGUGUUCAUGCAAUAAAAAUCAAAUGUAUUGUUAAAA